AUGACUGGAGUGUCAUCCUUAUUACUGUCCGAUGAGGAGAGUCAACUAUUUGGUCUGGUCAGUACCAACGAUGGUGAUGCCUUGAAAGGAUUCAUCGACGAAAAUACUCCGGCAGUAAAUAUCAAUGCCAUUGGCAAGGGGGGACAAACACCACUCAUGUUUGCAGUCCUGUCCGGAAAAGACAAUGCCGUCAAGGUUUUGUUGGAGGCGGGUGCCGAUACGACCAUUGGGGAACAGGAUGGAUACACGCCCAUGCACGGAGCCGGAUAUCAAGGACGGACUGCCAUUGUCAAGCUUUUGGUCGAUCAUGGAUUGGAUCCCCUUGACACCCACAAGGAUGGAUUCAUCGGCAUGCAUCGUGCUUGUUGGGGACCCGAUACCCGACAUACGGAGACGGUUCGAGCCUUUCUCGAAGCGGGGGUACCUCCGGAUUAUCCGAGCGAAAUCGACCAUGGUGGGGGUAAAACUUGCAUGGCCAUGACACCGAAUCCCCACACCAAGGAGAUCCUUGGGAAGGCCAUGGCGGCGAAGGAUGAACUCUGA
Cylindrotheca closterium is the source of this 543-nucleotide messenger RNA. The record is from the annotation of a GenBank genome assembly. NCBI's taxonomy places the organism in Eukaryota, Bacillariophyta, Bacillariophyceae, Bacillariales, Bacillariaceae.